Cokeromyces recurvatus is the source of this 1398-nucleotide messenger RNA. RefSeq lists its product as uncharacterized. Lineage: Eukaryota; Fungi; Mucoromycota; Mucoromycetes; Mucorales; Mucoraceae. The transcript has a single exon. The record is from RefSeq and is a predicted model, not a curated record. Bases 29 to 1270 code for a protein of 413 amino acids. Gene Ontology annotation, molecular function: O-acetyltransferase activity.
UUUUUUUUUUGUCCAGUCACUAGUAAUAAUGUCACUUGCACGGUUCUUCAAGUUCAUAACCUAUAUCCGUAUUCUGCUUUAUAUUCUUGCUUUUAUUCUUGGCUUGUAUCUCAUACAAGUGUUCACAACACAAAAUCCGCCCGUAGAAACAUUCCAACCAUCUACGUUACCUUGGUAUAAAUAUCCUCAUGCCUCUAUUAGUCAUCUGCAAUCCAGUCGACAUAAUACAGUACAUUUAUCUCAACUUGAGCGUGAGCGAUUAAGUCAAAGAAUGGUUCAAAGGGCACAACAAGUAGUACGUCAAGAAUUUAUGCCCACAGGGAUCAGAGGCUCCAUCUAUAAAGAUGAUUUAAAGGGUAGUGCAGCCUUUCGUGAAUUAGUGGAUUGUUGGACGAAUGGCAGUUGGGUUCAGGGACAACCUUCUUUUACAAUGUCCCAUUUCCAAGAUCCCUUAUAUGGGUAUUGUGAUCGUAAGCAUAAAAAGAUGCAUCCGACUGAACCACGUCCUGCCACCCAAUACAAGUGGCAAUCAUCGUGCCCCAUGGCAUUAGUCAAUGUAUCACGAUGGUGUGAGGUAUUGAAUGGACACCAUCUAUUACUCGUAGGUGAUUUAGUCCAAUAUCAAUUACAUGAAGUAUUUUUAGAUACCCUUAGAGAGGGACCAGCGAUUUGUUUUGGUGAGCUUAAUUGUAAGGAUCAUACAUUGUGCAAUGGUGAUACACGUUUGCGUUAUUUAAGAAAUGAUGUCUUGUCAGUACGUCGCAAAAUGAAUUAUAAUGAUGGACAGCCAAUAGCGAAUGUCAUUGAAUGGCCAUUUACAUCUUCUUCAUUGAUGCGUAGAUACCCUACCGUUAUAUUGAAUCGAGCACCUGUACUUGAAACAGAUGAAGAUUUUAUGAAGGGGUUGAUACGUACAUUAAAGACAAUGAGAAAACAAAAUCCAGACGCCUUGAUUAUUUAUAGAUCGACUGGCAUUGGACAUCCAUUUUGCGAUGAAGCCACAGAACCGUUAACUGAGAUGUUAAAUGAUAACGAACUAAAGGAAUUGCCAUUUGGAUGGAGUGAAGUCCAACGACGUAAUGCAAUCGCUCGUGUGAUUAUUGAGGGUGCUGGUGGGUUAUUUGUUGAUUUGGCAAAGGUAACGGAUGUAAGACCUGAUGGACAUGUCGGAGGUCAAGAUUGUUUAAGGUACUGCAUACCUGGCCCGCUCGAUGGCUGGGCUCAAAUUCUCUAUCAGGUCUUUUUAGGUUUAGAAGGAAAGCACGUGUAAAAAAAAAAGGGAUAGUUACAUAUGUGAAACUGAUGAACAAGACUUUUAUUGUUAUUUCUCUUUUUUUUUUUCUUUUAAAAAAAAACAAACAGAUAUUAUAUGUAUAAAAAAGUCAAAAAAAAAAAAAA